Linepithema humile (Argentine ant) is the source of this 1629-nucleotide messenger RNA. Its product is annotated as cell division cycle 7-related protein kinase-like. NCBI's taxonomy places the organism in Eukaryota, Metazoa, Arthropoda, Insecta, Hymenoptera, Formicidae. Gene Ontology annotation, cellular component: nucleus. Gene Ontology annotation, molecular function: protein serine/threonine kinase activity; ATP binding. The record is from RefSeq and is a predicted model, not a curated record. Gene Ontology annotation, biological process: protein phosphorylation; mitotic DNA damage checkpoint signaling.
AUGAAAAUUAACCUUUUGUGUUUACAAAAAUGGCGCGAAAUGGCGCCAAUUUCUAAAGGUUAUGUUAUGUUAGAUUGAUGGUUCAGUAAAUAAUCAUUGGUGACAAAUGAUAAAAAUAUAGAAAAUGUAGAUUCUCUGUGUAAUAUAUUAAUAUAAUAACCGCAAGAGUGAUUGUAAAAAUACUCCGAAAAUUAGACAAAACGAAAGUUAACAACAUGAGUCAGAACGAAGAAAAUGACAAAGACGAAAGUGACAGUUGUGUAAAUCUUAAGGACUCAAUUCCACUUAUAAAUGAUCUGUUUCAUGUGCAUUGUAAAGUUGGAGAAGGUGCAUUUAGUUCUGUCUUCCUGGCUACAUUAAAAUCUUCUGAUAGACGUAAAAAGUUUGCCUUAAAACACUUGAUUCCUACUUGCAAUCCUGAAAGAAUCGAACGUGAAUUGCAAUGCUUACAAAAAAUAGGGGGCAAUGAUUAUAUUGUUGGCUUAGAAUUAUGUUUGAGAUAUCGUGGUUCAGUAGCAUUUGUAAUGCCAUAUAUGAAACAUGAUAGAUUUUCAGAAUAUGUCAAAAAUAUGACUACUGAAGAAACAAAGGAUUACAUGAGAGCUCUUCUAACUGCCCUGCGAAGAGUACACAAGUUUAAUAUCAUACAUAGAGAUGUGAAACCCAAUAACUUUCUCUAUGAUCGUACUAAUAGAAGAUAUUUAUUAGUGGACUUUGGUCUUGCGCAGCAAUAUACUGUGGAGAAUCUAGAAACUAUAACAGAAAUAAAUAGUCAAAGCAUUGAAAUACCAAAAACAGCACUUAGUAUGAAGCGAAAGAGAUUUGACGAAAAUAAUUUGAACUUUCAAUUUAAUCCCAUUGCCAAGAAGAACAUGGAAAAUAAAUGUUACUGUUUUGGAAAACCCAGAGUAUGCACAUUAUGUUUAGUAAAGCCACAACAAACGGCACCACGUGCAGGUACACCUGGCUUUCGUGCUCCAGAAGUUUUAUUGAAACAUCCUUCACAAACUUCAGCAAUUGAUAUUUGGGCUUGUGGUGUGAUGAUGCUAUGUAUACUCAGUGGUACACAACCAUUUUUUCGCUCGCCUGACGAUUGCACAGCUUUAAUGGAAAUAACAGCGAUAUUUGGAACUUGUAAUGUACAACAAUGUGCAUAUAAAUUAGGUAAAAAAGUUAUUUUUAGUGAAAGUUUACCAUGCACUGAUCUUAUGUCUUUGUGCCUAAAGUUACAAAAAAGAAAUAGGAGAAUAACACAUGAUAGAGAGAAUAGUAUAUGCAAAAAGGCACCGUCAAAUAUCGAGUAUCCCAAUGAAGCAUAUCAUCUUUUGACGAGACUUCUAGAUUUGGAUUACAAGACACGUAUCACUGCAGAACAAGCAUUAUCUCACCCAUUUUUAAGUUCAUAAUAUAUUAAUGUUGAAAUUGUUUUAUAGAGUCUAAAAUCUAUCGUGUAUUUUGCAUGCAUGCAAGGGUACAUUACAUUUCAUCUAUGCGUAAUUAUAAUCAUAAUUAUUUCAUUUAAAAAAUUACGACUUUAAUUUAUUAAAUAUAUACUUUUGUUACUUCAAAGUUGCUUUUUGUUAAAGUAUAUAAAAUUUUCUGAUCUAACAAAUUGUUGAAAAUAACAUU